AUGCCCAUAGGCGCGACAGAUUUAUUCAGGAGUACUAACUCAGCUCCUCUUCUACUUACGCCCUCAGUGGUGAAGGAGGCUAGCAAAAGGAAUGGCGACAAAACUGAUAUACUGGGCUAUAAAGGUAAUGCAAUGAGACCUUAUAAACAACUAACUGAUAAGGAGCUUGAAGAUAAAAGAAGGAAGGGGUUGUGUUUUGUAUGUGACGAAAAGUAUUUUUCAGGCCACCAAUACAAGGGUAAACAAAUGUAUAAACUGGAGGUGUAUUCAAAAGAUGUAUUGGCAGCAGAAGAUAUUGAAGAUAACAAGGGGAAGAAGCAGAGCAAGCGGAAGAAGAGAGCAUCAGUUGUAUGCCAAGAGAAGCAAGUGUUCCUUGCUAUGAAGAAGAUUGAAUAUUUGGGUCACAUGAAAAAUAGUUUCGGAUGGAAUGAUGAUAGUGAAGUAGUAUUCAAUAGACUGAAGUUGGCGAUGAUCAGUGCACCUUUAUUGGCUUUACCGAAUUUCAGUGAGGAGUUUGUGAUAGAGACAGAUGCUAGUGAUUAUGGAGUAGGAGAAGUGCUACUACAAGCAGGAAAGCCUAUAGCAUUUAUGAACAAAGCUUUAUCUGGUCAGAACUUGUUGCUAUCCAUAUAUGAAAAAGAGAUGCUUGCAGUGGUAAUGGCUGUGCAAAAAUAG
Dioscorea cayenensis subsp. rotundata (Guinea yam) is the source of this 675-nucleotide messenger RNA. RefSeq lists its product as uncharacterized. The transcript is spliced from 3 exons. The record is from RefSeq and is a predicted model, not a curated record. The coding region runs from base 1 to 675 and encodes 224 amino acids. NCBI's taxonomy places the organism in Eukaryota, Viridiplantae, Streptophyta, Magnoliopsida, Dioscoreales, Dioscoreaceae.